AUGACUUUUUUGCUGGUUCGAGCCUUGCUGUUUCCAGUCAAUCUUCUUUUUUUGCUUCUUGUUUUUGCCGACGGCACCGCUCACUCGACUAUCCAUGACAUCUGGAUUUUUGAUGCUGGUACUCCCACAGGAUCACGCCAGCAAGAAGAUGGAUAUGCACAGACUACAGUGCAAUAUAGCCAGCAGCCAUUACUGCAACUGCAGUUGCCCUUUUUAUAUUUACUUGCCGGUGGCACGCCUUGUGUUGUGCAGCUGCAGCAUGUUGAACCGGGAUUGUGCGGUGACAACCUCAUGCGAUUCGAAACCUCGAGUGUUUUUGAAUUACGCUUCAUUGAAUCCCCAAUUCAAGCCAAUCAUCAGAGUCUAUUCUCUCUUCCAAGGGAUCAUGGUAUUCUCCAUGAGGCGCUCAGCAUCACUAUCAAACAGUAUGGGUCAUCUGAAUCAGGAGGCAUAGGCUGCGCGGCUAGUCGUGCAGAUGUCAGGAGUCUUCAUGUUCACUUUGCUGCCUACGCAUACCGCCAUGCUCGCGCACACACACCGCUUACGACUCUCGCUGGAUUUCUACCAACAAGGCACCUACCUAUAUCAAAAGACUUGGGCUAUAUAAUGACUCUAAUUCUUCUUUCUGUCACCCUCUUAAAGGGCGUGGGAAUAGCCCACUCGGAAAGAACACAGGCUGACUUCCUACCACAGGCCGAACGUUCGAACUACCGCCCAGUCGAAACCUCAAUCCGGACGGACCACCACCAGGACUACUAA
Bipolaris oryzae ATCC 44560 is the source of this 759-nucleotide messenger RNA. RefSeq lists its product as uncharacterized. NCBI's taxonomy places the organism in Eukaryota, Fungi, Ascomycota, Dothideomycetes, Pleosporales, Pleosporaceae. Bases 1 to 759 code for a protein of 252 amino acids. The record is from RefSeq and is a predicted model, not a curated record. The transcript is spliced from 3 exons.